UACAAGUGGCCUUGUUAAAUGCUUGUACCAGGAACUGCCUAAUAACCAGACAUUAGGGGAUUGAAAAACAAGGGUACAAACUUUCAGUGGCUUUUUUCUAAAAUUAGUGUUUGUAUCAUACAUCACAGUGCAUUAUUUACAAGUUUCUUUUCUUGAGGAAGUUUUACUGUAGUUUGAACAUAAUGGAUAUUGAGUCCAAAACAUGUGGUAUGACUUCUGUUUUUCAUUUCAUAAAAUGGACUUUACUUGCUAUUUUGCUAAAAUUCACAUCAAUAGCAGUCUCUGACCCUCUCGGACAAUGUCCAAAGCAAUUGUUUGAAAUUUAUGAGACCAACUGCACAUCAUGUCACAUCAACGUGUUCAUCGACUGUGAACCAGAAAGUAUUAAACUAACAAAGAUGGAGGGAAACACUGGCUGCAAGUAUGAUCAACACCUGGGCCCUGGGCCAACGGAGCCGCGUGAUGGAUGCAGCCAUACAUGUAACAGGACCCACACUAUUGACCAGUGCUGUGAACACUUCUGGGGGCCAAACUGUGAUGCAUGUCCAGGAGGAGUGGAGUCACCGUGCAGUGGACAUGGUCAGUGUGAUGACCGCCUCAAUGGCACGGGCAAAUGUACAUGCCAGCCUGGCUGGUCCGGUGGUGCGUGUGAGUUGUGCGACUCCAAAUAUAACAACUGCACUGGAGAUGGUGACCAAUCAUCAUGCAGCAAUGUGACAUGCCCAGACAACACGAGAUGUUAUAUGAUCGAUGGGAAGUCCCACUGCCUCUGUGAGUGGCCCUACAUGGACAAGGAAAAUAGCACAGCCGCUGCAGAAAACAUAACAGCAGAUUGUGAAAAGAUUGAUAUCUGCACUGUACCUCCCCAUUGUCAUAGCUAUGCCAACUGCACCAUGACAACUGCACCCACCGCUGACAACUUGUGGAAGAUGUGCACUUGUUGGACAGGUUACCAUGGCGAUGGGUUCCAGUGUGACCCUGACGACCCUUGCCAAGUCAACAAUGGGGAUUGCCAUGACAACACUACUAUAUGCAGAAACACUGCACCCGGAGAGCGGGUGUGUGACUGUAAGCCGGGUUACCAUGAGCACCAGCUGGAUACAGGAUGUAGCCUGAUAGACAUCUGCAUGGUGAAUACCUCCGCCUGCCACCCAAAGGCCAAUUGUGAAACUGUGGCACCAUUAACUGUCGAGUGUACCUGUCCUAAAGGCUACAUGGGGGAUGGACACAUCUGUGUUGGUAAUCUGCUGCAGACCAUCCGGGACCUUAAUGGAGAAGACCCAGAUUUGAAGGGCAAGCUAUCCUUGAUAGAAGGUGCCAUGUCCAAGUACUAUGCCAGGGAGCUGACUGAGCAUGGCCCCUUCACAAUGUUUGUGCCCAUUAAUGAUGGCUUCAGGUCAAUCAACACUGGUGAUUAUGGGAAAUGGCUGGAUGAUGGUGUCCAGGUGCGAAAGAUCCUUCGAGAGCACCUGCUACCAGGGGAGUUCACUCUGGACAAACUCACCAACACCUCAGAGUUUCACACCCUGCAGGGAACCCCAGCAGAGAUUCUCGUCAAUCAGAGGACAGAUGUGAUGAAGUAUAGGAUACUGGGAAGCAACAGAAAGGCUGCGCUGGAGAAAUGGGACAUUCCAGCCUCUAAUGGCAUCAUCCAUGUUAUAGACAGGCUGCUGGUGAUCAAUGCCCAGGAUACUGGAUUUCCAAAUAGUGAUAUUUUGGAGAACAUCAAACAAUAUGGUCAAUACAACAGGCUAGAAUCACUCAUCACUACUGCUGGUGAUGAGAUCACAUCGAUACUUGUGAGCCCGAACAUCACAUUGUUUGCACCCAUCAACUCUGCCUGGGACACACUGCCAAUGGGCUCACUGGAGUUUCUCAACUCACCCGAGGGUAGGAGUCAUCUGGUUGCCAUACUGAAGGAUCACAUUUACCAGGGAGUUCUGGAGGUGACGGACAUUGUGAACAUGCGUCUUCUGAUGUCCAUGGCUGGAACUGUCUCCUAUGUCUAUAUAUCUCCAACAGGUCUGUUGAAGGUGAACAACCAUGCGAACCUCCUGCAGGCAGACAUUGCUGCAAGUAAUGGGCUUAUACAUGAGAUAUCCGAGGUGAAGGUCCCCAAUGGCGUGUCCACACUGCCCAAUUACUGCGACAUCGAAACCUACAGCCUCGUCAAGGGUGCUUGCCGGGACUGUCGGGAGGAUAUGAAAUGCUAUGGAGAUGAUGCCAUGACUGAUAUUCUGGAGCCAUGUCAGUAUCUGGCCAAGAAUGCUGAAGAGAAAUAUGACUACUACCCUGGCUGUGCAGUCAUGUGUAACAGGACAUUCUAUAACAAGCAAUGCUGCGACAACUUCUAUGGCAUCGACUGUCUACCGUGUCCUGGGGGCCAUAAAAACCCUUGUUCCGGGCAUGGAAAGUGUAAUGAUGGCUAUCAUUCUGACGGGGUCUGCAUCUGUGACGAGAACUUUGGUGGGCCAACGUGUGAUCGAUGUGCAGAUAAAAAACGUUGGGGGGAGAACUGCACACAAGAAUGCACAUGCUUACGUGGGAACUGCUCCUCAAGGGAUGGAAGGUGUGAGGUUGGCACCUGUGAGUCGGGUUACCAUGGUGAGAACUGCGAGUACACAGACUUUGGCUGCUACGAUGCGUGGCACUACUGCCACGCCCACGCUCAGUGUAUCUGGCAAGAGGAGCAACUUGCAUUUGACUGUAUCUGCAAGGCUGGGUACCAGGGCCCAGGAACUUACUGUGACCCUAUCAAUGUGUGUCAGUUGGAUAGUCGUGGAGGAUGCCAUCUACAGGCUACAUGUGAGAUGACUGGCCCCGGGACUGCCAAUUGCACGUGUAACCCUGGGUACAGCGGGGACGGUAGUGACUGUCUAAAGGAUACAGCUUGCUACUCCCAUACACACUGUCACCAGCAUGGCUCCUGUGUCAAUGAGGAAUCCGGGUCAGUUUGUAGAUGUGACGAUGGUUUCUAUGGUAAUGGGACCUACUGCGAGUACACAGACCGAUGUGCUGUAGGCAAUGGCGGAUGUGAUCCAAGGGCGACCUGUAUGCAUGCUGACAGGAGCAAGCCGUAUGUUAACUGUUCCUGUCCCCUGGAGAAGGGCCUCAGUGGGAGUGGCUUUCAUUGCUAUGGCAACCUCAUCAUGGAGCUGGGCAGCUUGAAUGAAACUAUGCAGACCUUCAAAUUACUUCAACAUUUGCAGAAGUAUGACCGUGAUUUGCUGCUGAACGGAAACUACACAGUGUUUGCAAUCGCCAACGAGGGUAUAGUGCCAUUCAUGCAGCGCUACAUGGCGGACCAAGCCAAGGAGAGGUGGUGGGGAACCAAGGACAAUAUCCUUACUCUUCUCAAUUACCAUACUGUAGCGGGCAGUCACAGCUUAGAUGAGCUGGUGAAGGUGUCUUCCAUCAGGAAAGUGGACACAAUGGCUGAUGGCUUCUCUCUCUAUGUGACAAAAGGAUCUGAUGGGGUUGUCAAGGUGAUGCCUAAGAAGACGGGAACUGUUGCCUCGGUGAUCAAGUCUGACAUCAUUGCAACCAAUGGCUACAUACAUGUUAUUGAUAAGGUUUUGGAGCCGUAUGAGCCAGUGGACCCUGACAACUACCCAGAACUUGCUGACCUCCUGGCCCAAAACCCCCAGUAUAGCAUCUUCACCUCUUGGCUAAAGGAGUAUGGGUUGAUAGAGACUAUAGAGAAGAUGAACGAGUACACCCUGUUUGUCCCCAACGAUGCAGCUGCUAGUCGCCUCAACAGGACAAUGACCCGUGCACUUCUUGGCUCAUUCAUCCACUCGUCUCUGGUGUACAUGUUUCUGGCGGAGGAUGGACAGCUACUCAUCAGCGAGUUCGAGGGAUCACUACACAGGAUAGACUUCACUGAGAACAACGGGGAGCUGUAUGCCAAUGGUAUCCAUGUUGUGAAGCAGGACAUGUUCACGUACGGUGGGAUGGUCAAUGAAAUCGACGGCCUUUUCCACCCAAUCUUCAACAACUGCGACAACAAAAUUGUCACUACAACCAAGGGUCCCUGUGCAGCAUGCAGGGGUACAGACUACAGCUGUGUGUCUCCAUCCCAACUCCCUGUGGAGAAAGUGGACCCUGUGUCGUGUUUCUAUGCUGUAAGGACGUCCCAUGGUUCCAUCACUGAGCAGCAGGGUUGCCAGGGCAUCUGUGUCACGGAAACCAUUGAGAAGGGCUGUUGUGAGGGGUAUUUUGGACUCAACUGUUCAGACUGUCCUGGUGGUCCAGAGACCCCAUGUCAUGGUCAUGGGGUGUGCAGUGAUGGUAGCCGCGGUAACGGAACAUGUACCUGUGAGCCCAAGUUCAUAGGCCUGGACUGUAACACUUGUAUAGAGGGCUGGGCUGGCAAAAACUGUGAUAUUGACAAAUCCAGCUGUGGGUACAAGAAUGGCGGGUGUGAUGUGAAUGCUGUCUGCUCCCAGAAUGCAACUGGUGCCAUUUCCUGUGUGUGUGAUGCUGGGUACAAUGGAGAUGGAUACAACUGCAGUGGACCCUGUAGCUAUGGCAAUGGAGGUUGUCAUAAAAAUGCUUCCUGUAGCUACUAUGUAGCCACUGGAAUCAGGUGCCAGUGUGAGGCUGCCCUGGUUGGCGAUGGGAAGAAGUACUGUAACAGUGAUGUCCUGUCUACUCUCCAAAUCCUGCCCACCUCCUCCAUGAUCUACCAGAUGAUUACAAACUUAGCUGAGGACAGUGAUUUAAAAUCAUUGCUAAGUGCUGAAAAUGUUCCAAACCAAAAACUGACCAUGUUUGUUCCAAUAGACAACACACUGAAAAAUAAAGUUUUACCAGUCGAAGCCCUGAGGAAGCAAUUGGUGGUUUCAGACCAUGUGACCACUCUGAAUAGUGUUGACUUUAAGAACUUCAGCCUAACCACAGUGUCCAACGAGACUCUGUACAUAACAUACAACCUCUUAGAACAUGCUUUUUAUGUGAACAAGAGCAAGGUCGUUGAAGGCAACAUACCUUGUACAAAUGGUGUGAUCCACUUUGUGUCCUCAUCCUUUACCCCACCCAUUCCCCUGACAAAGUCUGUGUCAGCCAGGAGCUUCCCUCUAGCAACUGUUCUGGGUAUUGUGGGCGCUUGUGUUUUCAUAGCAGUAAUAGGUGUUGCUGGGAUACUGCUGUACAGGAAGUCACAGUCUGGAUAUUGGCAGCUCCUCCAGGAGUGGGUUGCCAAGAAAAGGGAGUCUGACGGUGUCAUCCAGGACCAGUCACCCCUGAACGUAGAUGACAAAGAAGACCAGCCAUUGAGUGGCCUCCCUUCGAAUACAAACUUUGACAACCCCCUGUUCACACAGUCUGAUUAAAUAGUGUCCAUUGAAUUAUGUUGAUUGCACUAUUUGAUGUUAAGAAAAUUUGUUCAUUAUGGAUUUACCCCUGAACGUAGAUGACAAAGAAGACCAGCCAUUGAGUGGCCUCCCUUCGAAUACAAACUUUGACAACCCCCUGUUCACACAGUCUGAUUAAAUAGUGUCCAUUGAAUUAUGUUGAUUUAUGUAGAGGGGUGUCCCAUAAAAUUGAUAAUUUUGUUUAUAUUGCCUAUAUUUAACAUACAAAUACACUGAAACCUACAAGAUGUGAUAACCAUAAAUAUUUAUGAUUUAUAAUGCCCUAUUCCAAAAACCUGUAACUAAAAUAUCAUAUUCAUGAACACAUGUACGGAGCACACGGAGCACGCCAGAACGCAAUAAAGAUUUACUAUUUCCAUUGUGUUACUCUUUAUUAUAUUUUGAAAUUUGAACACUCAUUUUUACCAAUAUUAUGCUUUAAACAUGCUUUGAACAUGCUUUAUAUCAUUUACCUUGUGAAUUUUUUUAAAAUUAUAUAUUCCACAUAAGAUGCAUCCAACUACAUGUAUGUGCUAUUAUCUUAUGUCUUGUAGUUUGAUGUUUCCAUAUGUAUUUAUAUGUCACAAGAAACUGUACAGUUUAUGUGAAUAAAAUACUGUUCUGUUU
Molecule: messenger RNA, 5981 nt
Organism: Mya arenaria
Lineage: Eukaryota; Metazoa; Mollusca; Bivalvia; Myida; Myidae
Product: stabilin-2-like
Exons: 40
Coding region: 183-5333 (1716 amino acids)
Source: RefSeq, a predicted model, not a curated record